This is a messenger RNA of Colletotrichum graminicola M1.001, 510 nucleotides long. RefSeq lists its product as uncharacterized. Bases 1 to 510 code for a protein of 169 amino acids. Gene Ontology annotation, molecular function: transmembrane transporter activity. The transcript is spliced from 2 exons. Gene Ontology annotation, biological process: transmembrane transport. NCBI's taxonomy places the organism in Eukaryota, Fungi, Ascomycota, Sordariomycetes, Glomerellales, Glomerellaceae. The record is from RefSeq and is a predicted model, not a curated record.
AUGCGUUGGAAGUUAUUCAGCUUGCCUUGGGCGUAUCUGCCAAAAGAUAAGGCAGCUGUCGUGGCCGUGAUAGCUUCAGUCCGGGUUGUCGACUUUUACCAGAUAGCAAGCUUCCAGACCUGCAUGACCCUUCAUCUCCAGUACUUACAGCCAGGGCUUUCAACAACAGAACUGGCGCGUCAUGUCGGCGUGGCUCAGGGCAUGUUCACGGCGGCACAAGUUGUCUCGGCACCAGCAUGGGGCGUUGCCGUCGACAAAAUCGGCCGGAAGGCGGUCAUUCUCAUUGGCCUCAUCGCCACAGCCAUCUCUUGCGUGGGAGUGGCUUUCGCAGGGUCAAUUGGAACCAUAGUCUUUUGGCGCUUUCUAGCCGGUGCCACCAACGGCACCGUCAUCGCCGCUCGCACAGCCAUUAAUUGCGGCUACUUCUAUCGGUUCUUCUGCCAGAUGGCUCUCCUUUCCCACUUUUUCAGAGCCAGACAGUGCCACAGCGACAAAACGGAAAGCAAGUAA